This is a messenger RNA of Didymosphaeria variabile, 627 nucleotides long. RefSeq lists its product as uncharacterized. Bases 1 to 627 code for a protein of 208 amino acids. The transcript has 2 exons. Lineage: Eukaryota; Fungi; Ascomycota; Dothideomycetes; Pleosporales; Didymosphaeriaceae. The record is from RefSeq and is a predicted model, not a curated record.
AUGGGCAAUGAGUCGCAGCGCUGGUGCUGCGGCACGUCCCAGGAUUGCUGCAACGAGGACUCAGGCUUGGGCAUCGAGUACCUCCCCAUUACAUUCGACCCUAAGAGUUUCACCGACGCGUUUGCUUCGUCGUCAUUUUCGGUAGCGUCCUCGAAACCUACGUCUUCCGCAACGAAAACACCGUCUUCGUCUGCCGUGGCGCCCGCUUCUACAUCAGCAUCACAUUCUACAGCAUCACCAUCACCCGCCUUAACCUCCACUCCAUCCUCGACUUCCUCUUCAGAACCCUCCACAGGCCUCUCUACCGGCGCCAAAGCCGGCGUCGGCGUCGGCGUCUCCGCCGCAGCCCUCGCCCUUAUCGGCCUAGGCAUCAUCUGGGGUCGUCGCAAGUCGGCCUACACGUUUGACCCAGCCUCCGACUCAGUGCCCCUAGAGAAGGACGCCACCGUGUACGCACACUGGGAUCACUCGCAGGGUGGAACUUCUUACGAGGGACCCGUGAUGCCGCCGCCAACACCUCGUAAAGACAAUGAAGUACAGAUCCAUGAAAUGCCUUGUUUCGAGAGUCGAAAGGAAUUAGAUGGAGGAUCGGUUGACGAGGUGAAGACGAAGAAGAUGUAUGCGUAG